UAAUCGAGUAGUCAAAUUUAGUGAUUAAUGUCUUGAAAGAGAAUUAGUCUAAGUUGUGUUCAUGUUCAAGAACGGUUCGUAAUUGUUGAAUUCCUUGUCCCAUGUUUCCAUUGUUUAUUGAUCUCUGAAAUACCCUAAUGCCUAAUGUCUUUAAAUCUUGAAACUUAAAUCGUUUAAUUUAAUUGCAUUUUUAUUUUACAAUUCGGAAAACUCAAACAAAACAACUUUUUAGUUUUAGCUAAGAACAAGUCUCGAAAAUCCUUAGAGUAUCUUUGGUCCUUGUGGAUCGAUCCCGUAUAUACUACCUUGCGGUUAAGUGUAUCGGGUAAUUACUCGAGCAAUCAUUACGCUUUCUUGAUGUGAACUCAAAACUUGCUUCAUUAAGAACCUUCUAAUGACACACAGAAGGCUCUUCAUCAAUUUUUAAGUUGCAUUUUCAAUAAUUGUAUGACCGAAAUAAAUAAAUUGAAACACUAAACGCCAUUAGCUCUAAAGUAAUUUUAUAAAUGGGCUUUAAUAGAAUCCCAUUAAGCUAGGUCAAUAAACGAGAAAAAAUAUUAAAUUUCCCAACCACUCCACGUUGAGAAAACGAUUGAUCUCCACUUGGGAUAAACAAUCAUUGUAGGAUUUAGUUUUGAAUCAUGAAGGUUCUGUGAUCAAGAUUAUUGUGUUAUUUUAAUGCUAGUCUUGGAUCAAGAUUGCAAUCUUGCUUAUCACGAUGGGGAAACUCGAGCAUUUCUCCCAUUCAUGCCCUUUAACCUCGCCGGAGGUUGUAUCUGAAGGUAUCUGCAACAUUUGCUUCGAAGACCAAGUUGUUGAAUACGCAUGUAAGCCUUGCAAUUUUGAUAUAUGUAAGACUUGCUCCAAGCUGCCGCAAAAGGUGUCACAUGAUUUUCACUCAGAACAUCCUCUAGAGUUUUGUCUAUUCCAAUAUGAUCGAAAACCUGGUUACAUUGUCUGCUCUUGUUGUGGGAACAUGUCUUCUUGCUCAUUCUAUGAAUGUAAAGAAUGUGAGAUCUAUCUUGAUCUCGGUUGUGCACUACUGAGGAACAUUUUCACAGGUUGGGACGUUAGAGAAAUGCUUCAUUACAAUCAUGAACAUUUGCUUCGAAGGUGUAGACCAGGACAAGAUGCUAGAGGCUCUUGCCUGCUUUGUGAGCUCCCUCUGUCUCCCUCUUCUAUAUGUUACGGUUGUGUUUACUGUUACUCGUUUCUCCACGAGCGCUGUCUCGAUCUUCCGACAGAGAUUCGACAUCCCGUGCAUCUGGUACACCCUCUCAGACGCCUUGAUUACAUACAAAGUGGUGGUCGAACAUUUUGUGGUGCAUGUAGGGAGGAGAUUGACAGUGUCCCCUUUUACGCCAUGAGAGGUAAACGUUUUCUUGGAAUGUUAGGGCCGAAAGUCGUUGGAACUUGGAGAGGACGUUGUUUGGGAGGCAAGCAUGGGAUGGUUCAAGUUACGUUCCCGAGAUCAUAUCAAAAAGUUUGUAUUAUAUGUCAUGAGAGAGUGCUUGGGAAAGCUGUGUCAUGUAUGGAGUGUGAAACAGUUUAUCAUCUUCGGUGUAUUGACCGACAUCGUAUCAAAGACCGUGAUUCUUCGUAGUUCGGUUGCGCCUCCUCUGAAACAAAGUGCUGCAACUUCUUGUUAAUCUGAUUGUUAUACCUCUAAUUUCUCUCGGUUAGUGAAUCAUGCUUGUAAUAUGUUUA
Messenger RNA from Arabidopsis lyrata subsp. lyrata, 1707 nucleotides. RefSeq lists its product as uncharacterized. NCBI's taxonomy places the organism in Eukaryota, Viridiplantae, Streptophyta, Magnoliopsida, Brassicales, Brassicaceae. The transcript is spliced from 2 exons. The record is from RefSeq and is a predicted model, not a curated record. The coding region runs from base 719 to 1603 and encodes 294 amino acids.